AAACCAUCACACUAACGGACAUGGCCGACGAGAAGUCAAUCAAGUACGCUGAGGCGGAUUCCGUCAAAAAAUUCGCCUUCUUCGGUGUGGCUGUUUCCACCAUUGCCACCUUGACGGCUAUCAUUGCCGUGCCAAUGCUCUGUCUGCACAUGCAAAAUGUGCAAUCUGGCCUCCAAGAGGAGCUUGUCUUCUGUAAAUCAAAGAAUGCUGAUCUUAAAUCCGAAUUCUUCAAGCUCGACAAGGUCCGAUCUAACGCUGUUUCUGAUCGUCAAAAGCGUCAGUCUGAGUACCAAUGCUGUUCUUGCGGAAUUGGAGCCGCCGGAGCCCCAGGAUCUCCAGGAGAGGACGGAGCUCCAGGAGAUGAUGGAAAGCCAGGAAAUGAUGGAGAGCCAGGUCGCGAUUCUACCGAUAAGGACGAGAAGCCAACUGCCGCUGACUUCUGCUUCGAUUGCCCAGUUGGACCAGCUGGACCAGCCGGAGGACCAGGACCAAAGGGACCACCAGGACCACCAGGAGGACACGGAGAACCAGGACCAGCUGGACGUGGAGGACCACGUGGCCCACCAGGACCAGGAGGACCACAAGGAGAGGCCGGAGAAGAUGGAGGAGCCGGAAACCCAGGAACUCCAGGACAAGUUCGUUCUCUUCCAUCCCCACCAGGAGAGCCAGGACAACCAGGAGAGCCAGGAGGUCCAGGAGAGCCAGGAGCCGAUGGACGACCAGGACACCCAGGAAGAGCCGGACCUCCAGGACCACCAGGAGACAAUGGACCAAACGGAGAGCCAGGAAAGGACGGGGAGGAUGGAGCUCCAGGAGCCGCAGGAAACGCCGGAGCCAAGGGAUCUUGCGAUCACUGCCCACCACCAAGAACUGCUCCAGGAUAUUAGAUUGUCUUUCUAUGUUUUUAAAUUCUUCUUUUCUUUCUGGUCGUUUAUGUUUUUCACUCAAAAUGAAGAACUUUCGAGUAUAUUAGUUGAUUCGAAUUAUCAUAUAA
Molecule: messenger RNA, 994 nt
Organism: Caenorhabditis elegans
Lineage: Eukaryota; Metazoa; Nematoda; Chromadorea; Rhabditida; Rhabditidae
Gene: col-20
Product: Nematode cuticle collagen N-terminal domain-containing protein
Exons: 2
Coding region: 21-887 (288 amino acids)
Molecular function (GO): structural constituent of cuticle
Source: RefSeq, marked reviewed